Molecule: messenger RNA, 274 nt
Organism: Dentiscutata erythropus
Lineage: Eukaryota; Fungi; Glomeromycota; Glomeromycetes; Diversisporales; Gigasporaceae
Source: the annotation of a GenBank genome assembly
GUCUCACAUUAGAUAAGUCUCAAACUAAGAAGAUUCUAGCUAAGGAAACAUCGACAAAAAAGAUUAGCCGAAAAAGGAAAGUUUCAUCAGAUUCAUAUAUAGUAGGCUCGAAGAGUGAUAGCUUUGCAAUAGAAAAAAAUACCUCUUCUAUAGAUAGGUUCAAAGAACUACAGUGUGCACAAACUUUGUUUGAUACAUUUAGAAGAAAAGCAGAUCUUGAAAAAUUAAUGAAAGAUACUGAAAGAUUAGCUCCUAUAUGCCUGUCUUUGCCUCA